AUGUCAAAUUCACGUUCGAUCCCGGGCAGUGGCCCAUUCUUCGUGCACAUCGAGGGGCUUCCUGCGAGAUACACUUGGCACGACUUGAAAGAUCUGAUCAAGAACCGGGCUACACACGGCCUUUGGGCAGAUAUGGCAGUCUUUGCGAAUGGGCGACCUACUAGUGAAGGCGUGGGCUACGCCAGAGUGGGGUUGCAGGUUGAAGCCAUGCAACUUUAUCAAUGGCUUGCGAACGACGUCAUCGAGGGCAACCGUCUGAGAGUCCACCUGUGGGACAUUAGCAAUGUCAACAGUGCCCGAUUCUUACAGUGCAAUUGUGGACACAGUGCACGAAGUCUUCCAGCAGUCAACGGCAUUCUACCAAUGGUGGCAGCGUCGUUGCAGUGGCAGCCCUUGACGCCCGGGCCCGCCGUUGUGCCAUCCGCUCGUCAGUUCUCGACAGGCCAAACCCGUACACGGAUGAGUGUUCCCAACCCCAACGGAGUGCCAGUCCAGUGGAGCUCCCAGCAAAUGGGUGGCCCAAUGCCACAGUACGGGAUCAACCCUCAGACUGCGUUGGCCCAAGGCUAUGCCAUUCAACAAACGCAAGCACAGGCAGCGACGUUGGCUCAACCGGCAUACAACACUGCACGCCUUCCAGUCAACAUGAUGUAUGGAGCUGUUCGGACGGAAGCGCGAGGUGUGUAUGUGAGCCAUCUACCUUACAGUGCAAGCGAGAAGGAUAUCAAAAAUUGGUUCAGUCAAGCGGGUCGCAUCGUCGAAUUCCGCCUCAAUAUCGACAGAACAACAAAGAAAUCCAAAGGCAACUGCACCAUUCAAUAUGGUUCCAUUGCUGAGGCAAAAAGAGCCAUUGACAUCUUCCAUGAGAAGAACUUCAUGGACAUGAAGCUCCAGGUCCGAUUCGACAAGACAGCUAAACCUGUUGUACCGACAUCCCAAUCAAACCCUGGCAGGAGUGCAGCUGGAUCAUUAAUCGUUGAUAGCAACAGGCCAUACAGCCAACGUAUCAUGGCCACUUGA
Cercospora beticola is the source of this 1020-nucleotide messenger RNA. Its product is annotated as RNA-binding protein. Gene Ontology annotation, cellular component: nucleus; cytoplasm. The record is from RefSeq and is a predicted model, not a curated record. Lineage: Eukaryota; Fungi; Ascomycota; Dothideomycetes; Mycosphaerellales; Mycosphaerellaceae. Gene Ontology annotation, molecular function: mRNA binding.